Ruditapes philippinarum (Manila clam) is the source of this 11938-nucleotide messenger RNA. RefSeq names its product baculoviral IAP repeat-containing protein 6-like. Gene Ontology annotation, molecular function: ubiquitin-protein transferase activity. Lineage: Eukaryota; Metazoa; Mollusca; Bivalvia; Venerida; Veneridae. Bases 35 to 11938 code for a protein of 3967 amino acids. The transcript is spliced from 45 exons. Gene Ontology annotation, biological process: regulation of cytokinesis; apoptotic process. The record is from RefSeq and is a predicted model, not a curated record.
GAGCUGUGAGGUCAUCGAUAAAUUUUAAGGCAAAAUGGCUUCCCUCACAGGGAAGCACCAGUGGUAUGUUGGUGAAGAUGGCUGUAUUUCCAUCGGAGAGCCAGCAAGCAAUGUGACAUACCACUCAGCCUUGAAUUCAAUAAUUGUAACAACGGAUGAGCCAGCUGUAAAGAUUUACGAUGUUACCUCAGGAUCAGUUUUACAAAAAUCUGACCUUUCUGCAACAAAAGGUGACAGAGUUAGGAGCAUGUAUUUGCCAGAGAAAAAUAGAAUGGUUUUCAGUAAUGAUGUUGCAGUUGGUGUGCGGAGGGAUUUACAAGGUGUUUUAUUACUUGAUACUGCUCUACAGACACCGGUAGCCUCUCAAGAUGAUAAAGUUAGAUUGGAACUCCCUUUAGCGGAGGCCAGUCAGCUGUUGAAGUCUAUAGCAAGUGCGGAGUUACAAUGUACAGAUGCUGUUGAUGUAGUAGUGAAAGAAUUACAACAAAAAAUUGAGGCUGUACAAGAAGCAACGAAAGGCAAUCAUAAAACAGCAAAGUGGGCAACAGUUUGUUUAGAUGUUCCGUAUAGUUCACUGAAAACAGCAAGUAGUUCUCUUGUAACAGAAAUGAAGCGUAUGAAUAUUCACAGACCAGGACUGUCCAUUGCUUCUGCUGUUACUGAUCGACUAGGUUACCUGUUGCCUAGCAACAGUUUAGAUCUCAGUGGUUGUACUAUAGAAAGGUCAUUGAUGUAUAGCGAGGCAGCUAGAAGAGAUACAUUUACAAAAUGGCCACAUAUGAAUUACAAGUGGGCUUUACCAGACCCUAUGGCUCAAGCAGGCUUUUACCACCAGCCAAACAUUUCUGGAGAUGACAGAGCCCUAUGUUUUACAUGCAAUGUGUGUCUAGUCUGCUGGGAACCAACAGAUGAACCCUGGUCUGAACAUGAAAGACAUUCACCAUCAUGUCCGUUUGUGAAAGGAGAGCAGACACAGAAUGUUCCUCUAUCAGUGACAUACGCUACCCAGCCAGCACUGACACAUAGUACAACUGGGGAGAAGAUAGCCUGUGUGAGCACCACUGCUAGUGAAGAUUAUAUAGCAACUUCAACCAAACAUGGCCAUGUUGUAGUAUGGAAUCUAAAACAGAAAAUGAAGAAACAUUGCCAGUUUGCAAUAGAUCCAUCAGAAACUCCUGUAGCACUGAAGACUGGUUUACAAGUAGACAGACAAAAUAAACAUAGUAACCAGACUGAUACACAUGAUGUAAAUAUGGAGGACAGUCUAGAAAUAUCAUCAACUAAGGGAGCUGAAGGGUCUAAAGAAGAUGUGGUGGAUGCACAGAAGAUGCAUUCAGGAACAUCACAGUUUGUCCUUGAAGAUGUAGAAUGUAAAGAGGAACUGAUGGAAAUACCUCUCCAUGAAGCUUUACCACAAACAGAUGACUCAAAAUCUUUUAUUAGACCUAAUGAAGACAUUCAGGUGACAUCUCUAUGUGUUGUUGAAAAGCCAGAGACUGAGUGUGUUGAAAGUCAGGUAACAAGAGGCAAGAAAGACCAGAAAAUAAAAGUAAAGAAAAGACCUAUACAGCCUAGUGUAAUAUGUGGGGUAUUACUAAGAUGUCCAAAAAACCAAUCAAACUGUGAUGAUGACACUGGGCAGUCUGAUGUUCAGACUGAUGUACAGUUAAUGAAUAAAGUAAAUGAAAGUGUUAGUGGAGAAACAUCUCCACAAAUUAUAACUGAUGCAGACUGUGAUACACUUGCUCACCAGACUGUGCCCACAGAUGAUGACUUUCUAAAUUCUGCUACAAAUUUCAUUCCUUACCUGCUCAUUGUAUCAGUCAAAGAAGAUGUAAAACGAAUAUCUAAACAGCCAAGCACAGAUUCUCUAAAGCCUUCUACAAGCUCAGGGAAUAUGGUGCCAACAUUAGGUAGUAUGUCUAUGAAUCAACCAGACUGGAGUUUGUUAGACAUGUACGACUCUGACCAAGAUUGUCAAAUUGUGAAGGUAACACCUGGUCCGACGUCACUUUCAACAAGUAGUCCAACGGAGAGUAGUAAGCAAGAUGACAUGGCAGAAAGCAGCGGAAGUGGAAAAGUCUCAAUACCAGAGAGUGCAAUAAAACGUCUUUCAAGUCAAAAAUCCGGAACUGUACUACAAUGUGUUGAAUUACCUAGUGAAUUUCAGUCAGAAAAUUUAGAAAUAAAAUCAAUUUGUCCCACACUUGACAAACAACAUAUAAUUGUCGUAGUUUCACCACGAAAUACAUGUUCAUCUCAGUCAUCAGUGACUAGUGUGAAGUGUGAGGAUAAUUCUGAAACUGUUAGUGAUAAUAGUAAUCCAACUAAUUUUAUUUUAUCAACUAGUGAAUCACAGAGUGAUAAUUCUAAGAAAUCUUCUGGAUUUUCAGAAACAAGUGAAACAAGUGGCUCUGAUGAUAAUAUGAAUACAAAUACUUCAGUCGGAAAAUCAAACUCAUUGCCUGAUUCUGGUUGUAUUCUUAUUUACAAGUUUAAUUAUGAUCCUGAAACUAUGUACGCCACUUUAGAAGAAAAACCGGUGAUAGUUCGACAUACUGACACGUCUGAUGGUGGGAUUUCUUGUUUAUUUGUGUUGCCAGGGGAGAUAUGUGAUCAGAUGGAGGAGGAAGACAUUGUUCAGUGUGAUGAUGAAAUAUUUGUCUCUGCCCCCACAACAGACUUUCCUCAAGGGGGUAAAUUGUCGGGACUUUAUGGUCAAUUGGCUGUGAUAUUUUCUAGUGGGAAAAUGAAUAUUCUCAGCAGCUGUGAUUUAAAUGUUCUUGCCUCUAUACAGCCUCCAGCUGGAGAUAAGUUCAUUGAUGUCACUUUCUGUUCUGGAAUUGACAGACUGUGCCUGUGUUCUAGUCAAGGAAAGCUGUUUUUCUACCAGUUAAGUGAAGAUGUUCCAGAUCAGUCUGACAGUGUGAUAGAAGGGGAGCUAACUCCAGUAGCAGAAUUCUCUGAUUCUAUGUUUCCAGGUGAAACAGUGCGACCAGAUGAAGGUGUAGAACAGUCACCAAAAACCUCAAACUCAGAUCUUCUUGCUAAGAAAUCACUGACUUUUGAAUCAUUAAGUCAAGUACAUAACUUGAUCCAGUUUGAGAAUUUAAUGCCCAGAUUUACAGCAACAGUUCCUCCAUGUUGGACAGAAAUUCAACAAGAACAACAACAACGGCGACAUCCUCAACACCUGCAACAUCAAGGGGAGGCAACUCAACAUACUAGAACAUGGAAACUUCAACCAGACAGCAACACAUGGGAUGAACAUCUGUUAGAGAUAGUGUUACCUCGAGUAUGUUGUGUGGGACACGUGGAUGUUAAAUUUAGCAUCAGUUCACUAUGCCCAUUAACUCCAGAUAUACAAAUGACACUACUUAAACAAAAUAUCAACGCCAUAUGUCGUCAGUCGAAAACCGGACCAGAAGCAUCCUCUACACCUGUUGAUAGUAAAAUAAAUUUUAACAUCGGCCAAACAUAUAAUUCUGACGAGUCUGAUUCUUCAACAUCUUCUGGUACAACUGCAGCGAUAAAUAAUGUAUGUGACCCACAAUUUCUUGAAAGUCAUAAUGCGGAGAUAUUGUGUGGACCAGUCAGUAUAUCAGACUGUCUUGAUCUAUCUGGAAAUAGUGGACUGGUGUCACUAACAAGUCCACAACUACUGCUAUCCAAACCACGAUCUUUCCUCCUGCAUAUCAAGGGCUUUCCUAGUAAAAUUAUAGAACGACAUGCUGAAAAAAUGAAGGAUAUGAAGAAGAAGCGUACGGCAGCACAGGCAUCAGACAAGAACAGAACAAAAACAAUAAAGGCAUUGUUUGAGAACUACUCUACUACUGCUGCUGGCAAAACAAGAGUUGAUAGCUUUAAAGGAUGUGAUUGGCUCACAGAACUUUCUAUCACAAUCAGAAAAACAAAAAAGACAAAUAUUCCCAGAGAAAGAGUUCAAAGAAAUGCUGUAAUAGAUUUAGUUAGCUACCAUGAGAAAUUACUGUCGACAGUUGCGUUUAGUAAAGGAUUCCUGUUAACAGGGAUAAGUCCUGAUCAUGUUCAGAACAUGUGCCUAGAUGUGCUCACUUGGAUUACCAAUAUACAAAUGAAUGACCCUGACAGAAGAAGUUCUGGACGUUGCAUUUUAUCAACAAUUCAGCCAAAGUUAAAGGAGAUCAUACAAGCUUGUUUUAUACAAGGAACAAGAACUACAUCACAUAAAUGUUCUAGACUUCUCUCACAGUGUAUGCAAUAUAGUAAGCGGGCUUCUGAUCCUGAUUUAGCACCAGCUUUCAAUCUUGGUCUCCUGGAAGCUUUACUAGAUUGCCUCCCUUUGUUACCUUGUGCCUAUUCAGCAGGAGGAGUGAAGUGGUAUUUUACAUUACUCAACCGUGUCAAGUGUAUGGAUGUAAUAAGUACUUCUGCUGUUGCCGGGCAACUUCUAGGGGCUAUCUCCAAACAUUUCCAUGAACGAGCCUCACCACUACAUGCUAUUUUGAAAGCCAGAUAUGGAUUAAAUGGUCACCCUUUUGAACCAGACCUGUUUGAUAUGGAAAUACCACAAGCUGUGAAACAAAUUAUUCCUGGGAACCAGAGUAUAUCUUCUUUUACAAGUUCAGUGUCUGGAACCAGUACAUCAACUAGUUCUUCAACAACUUCAUCAACUGCUUCCCAGCAACAUGAUGAUCUAGAUUUUUAUGACUUUUUUAAUGGUCCAUCAGAAAAAUCUACUAAAUCAUUGAUGGAGCAUGCCAGAAAUCAUGUACUAGGUAUGUUAGAGGUUGAACCUCUGCAUUUUACCUGUCAUUCAACCAGUGACGGCACUAAAAUGGAACGUCUUGACAGUACAGCCACCAAUGGAUCAUCUGUGAUAAAUCCAGGUUUAGGAAGUUCAAGUCUUGGGGGAAAUAUGUCAGGGACUAUAAACUUCGGAGAAUCCAUGCCUCAGACAACUUAUAGUUUGUCACACUCGAGUUUACCAUAUAACCUUCCUCAAACAAUAUCUGUAGCAGCAAAACAACUUCAUGAACAGAACUCUAAAAACUAUCAGUCAGUGAAACAUAAAAUAAUGCAUAUAAAACAAAUGUUACAUGAAGUGAACAAGAAUAUCCCUCCCUCAGUACAGAAAACACCAAGUGGUAGCUCAGAACUGAUGCCAUCUACACCUAAAACAACACCACAGGUGAUGACUCCUCCCCUUACACCACCUAAUGAAGCUUGGCAACAGAUAUUUUUACAAGGAGAUAAAGGUGACACACCAAAGAUGUGCAGUCAGGCAAGGCCAUCACUGUCAGUGCAACCAACUCAUGCCCUACUUCAACCUCCACCACCACAGGUUCUAGUCAUUGAACGUAUCUAUUCAGGUGCAAGAAGAUUUGUGAUAUUAGAUUUUGGUAAACCAAUUUUAUUGACUGAUGUUAUAAUACCAUUGUGUGGUGAUCUUGCCUCACUGUCUAUAGAUGUCUGGGUACAAGGGGAGGAAAUUGAUGGUCAGAGACUGGUUGUGGCAUCAGAUAUAGGAGUUCGCUCCCUUGUCAUGAACAACAUUAUGCCACCACCUGUUUGUAGAUAUCUCAAGAUAACAACUAUUGGAAGGUAUGGCAGUGGAACUACAAGAUCUAAGAUUCCUAUUGGUGCAUUUUAUGGUCACAGCUAUAUCUUACCAUGGGAAUGGAGUCACAAGUUUGAUCAUCACGGCACUGUAGGGACAGGUCCAAGUCAGCUUGACCUACCAACACAGUCUCAGUUAUUGUCACAUCUUGGAAGCUUUAUGUCUCUUCUUGAGGAUAUUCAGUGUCGGUACAGCUUGGCACGGGCCAGACUAAGCACAAUGGUCCAACAAGUGGAGUCAUUACAAUAUGCCAACUUUCAUACCCAGUAUUACCUGAAAAAAUCCAAGAACAAUGAUGAAGAAAACAGUAUCAUUCAGGCAUACAAUGAGUGUUUACAGUUACAGUUACAGCAGAAUCUAGCUAUGAGAGCUAUAGAUAGAUUACAGAGUGCUAUAGGACUACGAGUUCCUACAACACAAUACCCAUCAAACCAGAUAACCAUUCUCAGACAGGCUUCCACUGAUAAACUAAGAUGUGUGUUGGAGAAUCUACUGGAGACAUUGAUCAGUGUAACUAACACAUCAGCUAGUAUCCUCCAGCCACCAGUCUCACUAUAUACCAGUCUAAACCAUCAGAUAUGCCAGGAUGUGUUCAAAUAUUUAUGUUUCCAUGGUACCCCUAGACUACAGAUCCUCACUGGCAUGGUGCUGGUGAGGGUAUGUGGGAGUCAGGCUUGGUUUGGAGAGUUUCUGGGUAACAUGCUGCAGGAAUAUUUCCAUUCUGAAACCAUGCAAGUGUUUUCACAAGACAGGGUAUUUAUUUUAUUGACUGCUAUGGGUCAGAGGUCACUACAGGGUCCAUGUUCUGUAAGCAUUAUGGAAAGUUUGCUGUCAAUGUUGGCUAGGGUUCUUUCCCCUAUACAUAACACAACAGGAAUGAUGUCCCCUACUGGACAACUAGACCUCACACUGAUUGGCUGGAUUUUAUUGUUCAUGUGUCGUAACCUUGACAACACUAUAGCAACAAAUGGCAAUGGGGAAGAAGAAGGAGCAACAGCAAAGAAAGUUACUGGUUCAAACUUGUCAAACAGAUGGAAUUUUAUAGCAGCAAAUGGUAAUGUGAAGUCACAGAUGAACAAGAGUCAAUCUGUAAAAAUGUACCGUAAAUCCCUGCAUAAACGUCUUCUCCAUCAUAAACAGAAAUUGCUGGAUAUAGACCACAUGAAGAAAAACUUUAUGGCACAAGAAAUGUCUAAUAGUAGCACUCUAUUGAAACAUCAAGGCAAACAAUUCUGGAAAGAGCUCACACAGUUUGCAUCAAAGCAUUUGAAGGACAUUAUCCAGAUUCGCAAGACCGAUGCUGAAGUUUUACGUAAGCUGCCCAGGGACGAGCGUCUGGCAGAGGAGAAGGAAUCCUUGGAUUACGAGCAAGACUCUGUACUUAUUCUGCCAAAAGAGAAAUGUCUGCCAGUGGUACAUGGACUGAUGGCACUCCUGUUGGGGAUGGACUUUACUUGUAACGUAGAUCUCUUCCUCAUCACUUGUAAGGUGAUGGCACGUGUUUGUAUAUCUACACGACCAGCUAUUACACUGACUGAAGCAAUGACACAAGAACAACUAGAGAGAUUAAUCAUGUUAGCUGCUAGUCUAGAAUUUAAUCAUGGUAAUAUCAGCUGGGGAGGACCCUGGGCUGGUCACGCACUCACAUGUCUACUCCAAGAUAUCCUUGAAGGUGAGCGUGUUUUCCCUAGUAACCAGUAUGAAGGUAUAACAGAUGAUGAGAUAUCUAGUCAGGUGACAGAUGAUUCUUUACAGGGCAGUGUAAAUCUGAACACAUUAGAUCUUACUGCAGACACACAUGAUAGUUCAGGUAAUGAGAGUUUGUCACUAUCUACUAUUGGAGGAGCAAGUAAUUCUGAUCUACAAGAUACAUCAGUUACAGAACAAGAUAUAUCAGUGAAUCAGAGUAAAGAUGAAGGUACAAGUUUUGAGAAGGAAUCAUCAAUGAUGGUAGAUAUGUUACUAGAUGAUGAUGAUGAAGAUGAUAUACCUGAUAAACUUCAUGCUUAUGUCACUGGUGAAAACCUCCAACCUCCCAGCACCACUGUUAUGAAUCAAAUGCCAAUAUCUGAGAUGGAGGAUAAAUAUAAGCCAGGGAAAGAAGGGCUGGCAGUAAAGGCCAUUAAAGCAGUGUUUGGUUCAUCUGGUUACCCUAAACCACCUAUUGUUGACACAAAGCAACCCAACAACAAUAGCACCAAUACCAGUACAGCUGCACCCGGUCAAGGUCUAUCAACAGCUUUAGAUUCUAGGUUAGAGCUUGGACUUGAGACUCAAAGUGAGCUGAGACUGCGCAUGAUGUUAUCUCUUCAGUCAGAUACUCUACAGAAUGCUUUUACAUCCCCACUGCCUCUACCACCCCUCGAGGCUCGUAGUGGUACCCAGUCCAGGUCAUCUCCAGCAGAUGUUGAUAUGAUGGAGACUGGUUCAGGCAUGCCACAGACAACAUCAUUUGAGAUGUUAAGCAGUGCUUAUGAUGAUCUCUUCAGCCAACUAUUACUACAGCGAGUAAACAUGGACGCCUUACUUCAGCUUUGGCUCACGUUAAACGAGGAGUCACCUUACGAUGCUAGUGAUACUAAUACAACACAGUUUGAUUCAAGUCGUUCCCCUGUGAUUCCUCUCAGUGUAACAUCUGUCACCAACCUACUAGCUUGUGUUGCUGUGCAACCAUCAUUACCAGUUCGUACCUGGGUGCUAGUGUUCCAGAGUUUAACAAUGCUUGCCAAUUUGAGAAUAGGAAUAGAUGAACAGAGGUCAAUGGUUGUAGCAAUGAUGGGAGAUAGUAACCUUGUAGCAAUUAUCACCAAAUUCUUGUCUGGAACAUCAAUGAGUGCUCCAGCCUCAUCUUUUGAUUCUAACUCACAGGUUGGACCAUCAGCAGUGAAGGCUUUCAAUUUAUUUCUACAGCGUCUUAGAGUGUGUAUAUGUGGUGAAGAUGACAAACAUAAUCUCACAGAAAUUAUGUUAAAACUAGUUUAUACACUCUCUGCUGAAAGGGGUGCUUUCCAUGCUAGUCUUGGUCCUCUGGAUUCUCAGUGCAAGUUUCUGGAGUUUGUUUUAGAGUUGACAUAUGAACAGGUUGAUAUAAACAAUGCAAUUAGUGUGAUAGAGUCAGUGAGCAUACUUGUCCAUAGACAUAUACUCUGUCAGGAGAGAGUGUACUGUCGUAGUACCUCUGACAAUGGUGUAAAUGCCAAGUCUUGUUUUGGUGGCUUGUUUGCGAGUUUACUCAGGGGAAAUGAUGGUUCAUCCAGGAAUGGAGACUGUAGUAGAGAUUCCUUAAUGUGCAGUUUGUUAAAACUUGUGAAUAAGUUACUACAACUGAACUUCCCGACACGAUAUGGACGUAGAGUGUCUGUUAGUGGGGAUAACCUAGGUGAAGGUCAUUCUGAACCUGUCACUGACUCAACUAAAUUGUCCCAGGCUCUGGCAAGUGCCACCGCACCUCGUGCUUCAAAUUUUGCCGGACAGUCUGAUGAAGAGAAGGUCGGUCAGGCAAAUGAACGUACAGAAACUGCACAGACAGAUGAACAAAAGACUGAAAGUGCUCAGCAUGACAGAGCUAGUUCUGAACCACAAGGAAUUAAUUUAGCAGAUAUCAUCCUAGACAGAAGGGCGAUAAUGUGUAACUUUAUACAAGCUCUCAGUUAUUGUAACAGCAGUACAAUGGCCAUGUUGUUAGGCAGCAGUGGGAUGCCUAGCAACAUGCUUGACUCAUUUACUGGAGGUGAUCCUCUAUCUGUUGGUGAUGGUAUAUACCAGAUACUUGUAACAUUGUCGAGACAGUGUAGUGACAGUAGACAUUUGAUGGAAGCUUUAUUUCUAUAUCUCUCUGGAGGUUUUAUGUCACAUGGAGCCCCAUCAUUGUGCCGACUCUCAGAACCUCUACUCUGGUUUAUACUCAAAGUGCUUCACUCUCAAAAGAUGUUGAAACUAUUCCUUGAUAAAGGUGGUGUGGAAGUUGUAUGCCGUAACUUUGUGAACUGUAACAGCCGAAUCAUCAGUACCAGCCCGAGUCUAAUCUCCACCAUUAUGCAGAACAUGAAUGGACAGGCCAGUACUGACAAGAGGAAAAAAUGGGAGUCAGAAAAUACCGAGGGGAUACAAAACUUUGCUCCACUUGGUACAAUAGUAUCAUGUAGCCCUACAGCAUCUCCUGCCGAGGUUCUAAUUGUGUCUACACCACAACAUAGGAGAGCAAGAUCGGCACCUUGGUCAUAUCAUUUCUACCCUGAUGAGGCAUGGGUAGAUCUGAAGAUUACUCUACCAUUUGCUAUACUGUUGAAGGAAGUACAGAUUCAACCACACAGUCCUGCUCUUUCUACAUGUCCAGCAUAUAUCUCACUGGAAGCCAGUCAAGACGGUGUCACUACUUUCCCUCUUUGUGCCCCUAUGAACACAAGCAGUCUUGUCUUCAUCAAGUUACAGUUACAGAGGUCAGAGGUUGUUACCUCGGUGACAAUAAGGUUACACAGGGCACGAGACUCCAUGACAAUAGGGCUGUCACAGAUACUACUCAUGGGUUACAGUGCAUUUGGAGAAGUUGGCUAUAAACCAAACAAUUUGUUCUUACCUACUGAAGACUUUGUCUCCAGAUCAAGUGUUGGGUGGAUACGAUUGUUACAUCACUGCCUGGUAUCACAGAAAGAGAUGGAAAGUAUGGUGGCAGAAGCUGCAGCCCCGACUCGGGGUCUCCUGAACACAUGUACAGCACUGCUAGUCUCCCCUAUAUCUACUGUAUACUCUCCAACAAUAGAGGCUGUACUACAGAAACUUGGUCUCCACUCGGGAGAGCUUGGUCUUGCACUCAUAGAUAAUAUACUGCGUAGUAAUUCUUCUGUUUCUGACAAUGAAUUAUCAUCUCAGUACCUGGGUAAAAUGGGAGGUAUAGCUAAUGAAUCUACUGUAGAAAUUCUGUACCAACUAGGCACUGUACAAGAUAGAUGGACAGCUGAUAGGUUAAAAGCAAUGCUGCAGUGGUUAGGUGACAGUGCACGUGUAGCAUUACAAAGAAAAGCAGUGUUCUCUGAUGAUGGAUUUAGACAUGUUCCUCGUGAGGUCACCAAUAUGACCCUGCCAGGCCCCGCACCUUCUCAUAUCCACUGUAUAGCAGCUGUACUGUGGCACAGUAAUGAAAUCAGAGUGGAUUAUAACCUUAGUCACCUAGUAACCAAAGAUCUAGUCAGUUCGUUAUAUGAGUGGUCAUCUGUGUUGAGCACAGAAUCAUACCUGAAGAAGGCUGUAGAUUAUGUUCUUUGUGCAAUAUGUCACAUCUGUCCAGACUCGUUCACACGAAUAAUGGAAUGGAUGGGAAUUGUGAUAACUCCAGAAUAUGGUUUGACUGCGUCAAUACCUGAUGAUAGAAAGGACACUUCACGUUACCAUGAUUUAAUGACUGAUGAUUCAAAGGAAGCAAAUAGUGCACUAGGGCAGACAGUUGAAUCAGAACCCUCAACUCCCAUCAUUCUACAGGAGUUUAAACAUAUGUGUUUAGAUGAAAGUCAUUUGUUUACUCUAGCAUUAGCUUGUCAGUCGUCCCUGGCAACCAAGCAGUUGUUAGAGUCAGGGUUCCCAGCAGUAUUGGCUCAGGGAUUGUUUGAGUUCUGUAAUCGUGUGAUAUCAACGUUCGCUGAUUCAUGGUCACAACCCGAGGGAAUCUCAGAUUCUUGUAAGAGUAUGACUGGAACAACUGGGGAUAGCACAAGUACAACUAAUAACCACACAGGUUUGAUGGUGACAGCUGACAUGGUAUCUGCAGUAUUAAAUUUUUUCUCUGAGAUCUCAUCUCUACCGGCUAUGAAGGACUGGCUGGGUGGUGCUGAUGGUAACAUAUUCUGGCCGGUACUUCUAACAAUGUUGUGCAAUACACCUUUACACAGUCCCAUAUCUGUCACUACGUUCCCACAAAAAUUUGAGUUGAUCUCAGCAGAAGAGAGAGCGUGUAUAGAAACAGCGUCGGUUAAAUUUUUCCGGAGUGUAAUAUCAUGUCAUGUACCUAACCAGAUGUUGUUUGCUAAAGUUCUAUAUGAUGUCAUCAAAGAACAGGGAUCUACUAAUAAAGCUGUUGUGAAUAUAAUUGGUCCACUGUCUGGAUUCACUAGACGACUAUUGCCUACAGUUCUCUUCUUGAAGAUGAUAAUGUUCUGUGUGGCAUUCCGGGCUGCACCGAACAAACCACGAUACACGUACCACACCUCAGUGCUGUCUCAGCACCCACAGUUGAAGCAGACGGCAGUUCAGGACCAAUGGCAAGUCAAUAUGCAUAUUACUGUUGGUGAACUCGUUACUGUGGCGAGAGACGAGGAUGAGAAGCCCAGUAGGUGUGACUACGACUGA